This is a messenger RNA of Staurois parvus, 511 nucleotides long. NCBI's taxonomy places the organism in Eukaryota, Metazoa, Chordata, Amphibia, Anura, Ranidae. The record is from the annotation of a GenBank genome assembly.
UUCCAAUCCCCUCCAUAUCAUGUGAUUCAGGUGUUCCAAUCCCCUCCAUAUCAUGUGAUUCAGGUGUUCCAAUCCCCUCCAUGGACACAGGUGUAUACAAUCAAGCCCCUAGACAUGCAGACUGCUUCUACAAACAUUGGUGAAAGAAUGGGUCGCUCUCAGGAGCUCAGUGACUCCAAGCGUGGUCCCGUGAUAGGUGGCCACCUGGGCAAUAAGUCCAUCCGUGACAUUUCCUGGCUACUAAAUAUUCCACGCUCAACUGUUAGUGGGAUUAUAACAAAGUGGAAGCAACUGGGAACAACAGCCACUCAGCCACCAAGUGGUAGGCCACGUCACAUGACAGGGCGGGGGUCAGCACAUGCUGAAGCGCACAGUGCGCAGAAGUCACCAACUGUCUGCAGAGUCAAUAGCUAAAGACCUCCAAACUUGGUGUGGCCUUCAGAUGAGCCCAACAACAGUGCGUAGAGAGCUUCAUGGAAUGGGUUUCCAUGGCCGAGCAGCUGCAUCCAAG